This is a messenger RNA of Phyllostomus hastatus (greater spear-nosed bat), 477 nucleotides long. RefSeq names its product transcription elongation factor A like 7 (gene TCEAL7). NCBI's taxonomy places the organism in Eukaryota, Metazoa, Chordata, Mammalia, Chiroptera, Phyllostomidae. The record is from RefSeq and is a predicted model, not a curated record.
AUGCACUGGUACAACAAUCUUUUUGAUUCUCCUAACACUCUGAGAUGGGUGCUCCAAGGGUCUAGGUUCACAGACAUCUCAAGGCAUAAAAAAGAGAAGGAAACUAUCCCGAACUGUCACAGGAAACAAUUACAUCAUGCAAAAAAACUCUGCAAAGAAAAUGAAGGGAAGCAGUGCAGCGUGCCAAAGAGAGAGGAAGAACCCCCCAAGGGAAAAUUUGAAUGGCAGCAAACCGAAGGGAAUUUUAGGCAAAGGCUGCUUAAGUCCCUUGAGGAAUUUAAAGAGGACAUAGAUUACAUGCCUUUUAAUAAUGAAGAAAUGACAAGAGAGGGAGAUGAGAUGGAACAGUCUUUGGAAGAGAUAAGGGGUCUGAGAAAGAAGUUUAGGGCUCCGCAUUUUAACAAUAGGCAUUCCAGGGACUGUCCUUAUCCCGUUCAAUGCCUUUCUCCCCCGAAUUUAAUUGUUUUCUGCUAUUAA